AAAGGGCGAACCAGCUUAAACUGUUUAACCUUUUUUUUUUUUUUUUGAAAAUUCGGAAACGUGUGAGGUCCAUGUGAGAUUUGUUGUAGUAAACUGGUUCUAACAUUAAUGGUUUGAUUGUCAUAUGGCCUUGCGAUAACCGCCGAGGCGGUCAUUAUCUGCCGUUUCAUCAGUGAAAGCUGACUUUUCUUAUGUGAAGCUCAGUGUCUCAGUCUGUCGCACUGCUCGUGGUGAGUAGCUGAGAUUAAACAACACUGUUAAUUGUGAUUUCUUCCGCUCUGAAUAACCGCGGGCUGAGGAGACAAGCAGCACCGCGGGGCGAGCGCUCCCUCCUCGGGUCUGUAUCCACUCUCUGCUGAUAGUGAGAGGCGGUAACAGACUUUAUUAUUUUCGGCUGUCUGAACCUCCUCCACCACCGCGAGCCCCCUGUUUCUUUUGUGCUCCUUUUUUUUGAACGCCUCGCGGGGCUGCUGCUCGGCCGCGCGCACGCACGCGGGUCUGCAGAAUCCAUGCAGCUCCUCCUCGAGGGGGUCGCGGUGACUGAGAGCCCCCACCCCCCUCGUCUCUCUCUCUCUCUCUCUCUCCUCUCUCUCUCCCUCUGUCUCCCUCUCUCUUUCUUCCCCCCGGCUCCUCCUGCGCCCGAUUGUUGACAAAAGACGCUGCUAGACGGAGCGAAGGAGCCCAGACCCCGGUACCGGUGUGGCCGAGGUGAUUCGGUUGUCGGUGGCGGUCGGACUGCAGCGGGCCGGUGUGAAGUGGACGCCCCCCCCUCCACACACACCCUCCUCCUCCCUCUCCUCUCCUCCCCUCUCCUCUCCUUCCUGAAAACCACCCGCGACUCGUAUUUACCGACAAAACCAGCGGCCAAGAUGGGUCACUCACUGUGAGUGGAAGCGCCAGACCAGCGUUGCAGGGGGAGGCGGAGGCGGCGGCGGCCUUGGGCAGGUCUAUUCAGCUGGGAAUGGUGUGAGCUGAGACGGCCAGGCAGUCUGGAUCUGACCGGGGACCCGUCAUUCCCCCGGAGCCUCCGCGGCUCCAAGCCGCGUCCUGAGCCCUCCAAGAUGGGGAAGUGCGACGGCAGAUGCACGCUGCUGGUGAUAUGUUCACUGCAGUUGGUGGCAGCCCUCCAGAGGCAGGUGUUUGAUUUUCUGGGUUACCAAUGGGCUCCCAUCCUGGCCAACUUCCUGCACAUCAUGGCCGUCAUCCUGGGCAUGUUCGGCACUGUGCAGUUUCGCUUCAGAUACCUCAUCUUUUAUGCAGUAUGGCUGGUCCUCUGGGUGGGCUGGAACUCCUUCAUCAUCUGUUUCUACCUGGAGGUUGGAAACCUGUCUCAGGACAGGGACUUUCUCAUGACAUUCAACACAUCUCUCCAUCGUUCGUGGUGGAUGGAGCACGGCCCUGGUUGCCUGGUAACGCCAGUGCUAGACUCUCGCAUGGCCCCCGAUGACCACCAUGUCAUCACCGUCUCUGGGUGUCUCCUUGACUACCAGUACAUCGAGGUGUUGAGUUCAGCCAUUCAGAUCCUGUUGGCACUCUUUGGCUUCGUGUAUGCCUGCUACGUGAGCAAAGUCUUCCAGGAUGACGAGGACAGUUUUGAUUUCAUCGGUGGCUUCGACUCUUACGGCUACCAGCCUCCUCAGAAGUCCUCUCAUCUGCAGCUGCAGCCUCUUUACACGGCUGGUUAAUUGUUGGUAGCGCCCCCUUCAGGCCAAACCCUGACGGCGUCACUGUGGAUGGAAAGCGGCGGUCGCCCC
Molecule: messenger RNA, 1754 nt
Organism: Lates calcarifer (barramundi perch)
Lineage: Eukaryota; Metazoa; Chordata; Actinopteri; Centropomidae
Gene: nkain1
Product: sodium/potassium transporting ATPase interacting 1
Exons: 8
Coding region: 1062-1685 (207 amino acids)
Biological process (GO): regulation of sodium ion transport
Source: RefSeq, a predicted model, not a curated record